UGCAACACUUAAUAGGUCUGUGUGUGUACUACCCUUCGAACAUUUUAAUAAUAGAAGAAGCUUGGUGUUUUUUUUCAAAACACUGUUUUGGAAAAAAAAAGUAUUAUAAUGGCAACAUUAAGAAGUAUACUUACAACAGGAAAACGACGUACGAGAUUGCUUUGUGUAUUGUUCGGUGGGUUAAUAUUUGUUGUUACUGCUCUUCAAAUUUGGAACACGUUUCAUCUCAAUAACACACAAGGGAUUAUUACAGACGAUUGUUCUAUCACGAGGGAUUCACUUGUGUGUAAAUUUGGAAAGGCUUGGGACACGUCUGGUAAACAUACAGAUUCUGCAAAGGAAGUAAAGCAUAUAGCAUUUCUAAAAGCUCACAAAGUCGCUGGUUCAACUGUAAUGAAUCUAUUUAUGCGUUUUGGCUAUUCACGAAACUUGACAUUUGUUUUACCAAAAAAUAGCAAGAAUGUUAUCAGCCAGCACGGGUACCUGAACGACAGGGAUAUCCACCCUCAAAUUGAUCAGGGAAGGUUCGACAUGUUAUGUCACCACGUGGUAUACAAUCAGAGUGCAUGGCAACGUUAUUUACAUAAAGAUGCGUUCUACGUCAGCAUUAUACGUGAUCCGUUCGAUCAGUUUUUGUCAUCUUUUCAUUACUUCCGGAAGGUGUGGGGAGUCCCAUAUCUUCACAACAUAACAGGGGAAUUCCCAAUGACAGAGCUGCUUCGUCAUCCUGAACGACAUGAACCAAAGUUACCAGCAUAUUCAUUCACAAAUAACAGAAUGGCCUUGGACUUUGGCUUUCCUCCAUCACUCUUUGACAACCCUUUACCAGAACAGAUAACAAAAUACAUCUCCUACUUGGAUUCGAGCUUCCACUUUGUCAUGAUCAAAGAACAUUUCGACGAAUCUGUUGUGUUACUUAAACAUUUUCUUAGCUGGACCAUGAAGGACAUUCUUUAUGUUAGACAGAAUACUAUCAGUUUUUAUCGCCUUCAUCACGACAUUCAACCAGGAGACCGCGAGCUUCACCGACAAAGAGCACCAUUGGAUUACGCUUUAUAUGAAUACUUCCUGUUACGGUUUUGGAAACAGAUCAGACAACAAGACGCCGAAUUUCACAGGGAAGUGCUGUAUUUCAAACACCUACGGGGGUCUGUGGAAACGUUUUGUAGACAUGUUUUCAUGAAGGAUAUUGGAGUUUUCGAAACAAACCACAACCAAUGGCACAUGCCAUUUAAAGUGACCAAGGAAGACUGUUAUUUGAUAAUGAUGAACGAAAAUGACUUUUCCGUACUUUUAAAACGGAAACAGUAUCCGUACCUACAACCUACAAGUGAAAGUAGAUAUGGACCAAAGCGCUCACGUAAAAGGACUCCCCGUAGGUUAUUACCUCCUCAUCGUCCAAAUAUAUUCAAGGAGCCAUUGUAAAACGAGGCAUACAAUUGUUAAACCCAACAAGAUAUGUUUCAUUUGCCUUUUUAUUAGAUAUCAUUAUUUGAUGUGUAUUCAUUGACAAAACAGUAUUUUUUUAUGGUAUAACAUUUUUUUUGCAUUCGUUGACCUCCUUGAUUGAGUGAUUGAUUGAUUGAUGGGGCUUUCCGUCCUUGUUCUGGUUAUAACCGAGCCUAGGACAAAAUAGGAGGUGGAGGUCGAUGGCUGCAAUCCGCUUUUCGAGUUUUGCGAAAAAGUUCUAAAAUGGAGGAUAUGGGUGCCUAACGUUCUAGUUUCUAUAAUUUAGGGAUUGUAAUUUGGAUUGUCACUUAAAGCCCUACACUAGUCUAAAUAUAUAACCUAUACUCUGUGGCGGCUAGCAAUUAGCCUACUCUUUAUCGAAAGCCAGCAGAGUGAUCUUUAACGUGCAAGGCGUGACUCUCCUUACACCGGACCCCAUUUAACGUCCCUUCCGAAGGACAGGAAGGUUAGAGAACAGCGUGAGGGAGUGUGAACAAAGGUCUUAUGAAAAUAGCCUGUAAGAGUUUGUAGGUAUGUUAUUGUUUAAGGAGGAUUUAUAAACACAAAUUGUAUAACCCCCUCCGGUGGGUACUUAUACAAGUCCUGAUGUGUUUGAAUAGUUAGAAGGGGGAAUUUGUAAAGGAUGUUGAUACUGUAGAGUAUAGGGUGCGGUAUAGAACCUGCUGGGGUUGUGUUAGUUUGAGUGUUAAGGUUAGGUGAUUUAUGUGGUUUGAUAUGCAAACACUGUCUUUCAGGAGGCUGUGCCAUGAUUGAAGUUGGUACGGAUAGACCCCACCCAUUGACCAAGGGUAUGUGUUAUUGUGAGUGUGUCUUGUAUGUUGGUGAAGUACUGUUAUUGAUGUUUGUAUGUUUUAGAGGGUACUUAUACAUUGUUGUAAAUGGAGUCCUAUCAAAUCUGAUUUUAUAAAUACAACACCACAGACCACUCACUUAUACAAGUGCACCUGACGAGGUGGGAAGCUGCAAAUUUUGUGUUUGAAGAUUUGUUUAAAUUUAUUUGAUGUGAUAUGGGAGUGUUGCACAGAGGAGGAGACUCCAGACCUCCUGGAACCUCAGUAUAUACCAAUGUAUGGGCAGACGAGUAGCAGUCCACCCUGGUAUAGCCUCCCUGGGUAUCCUUGGGACUUACACGGCUUUAGGUACUUAACGGUGUUUGUUUGUGUUUUGUUUCUUAUUUAAUAGGCAUUUAUUUUAUUUUAACAACACAGAUCAUUCACUUUUGCAAGUGCACCUGACGAGGCGAGAAGCUGUGGUUGUUUGAUUUGAGGAUUUAAUCUAGUUCAAUGAGUUCAUUGUCUAUGGAAGGGGAGUUACUGCGUCAAUUAGAAUCAUACUUGAGGGGAAAAGGUCGAGAAUAGGAAGGUUGAAUGAGAAUGGCAGUGCAUGUUACUUGCUUAAAACAGCAUUCGAUAUGAAUCAUUAUCAAUAAA
Molecule: messenger RNA, 2900 nt
Organism: Mizuhopecten yessoensis (Yesso scallop)
Lineage: Eukaryota; Metazoa; Mollusca; Bivalvia; Pectinida; Pectinidae
Product: galactose-3-O-sulfotransferase 2-like
Exons: 2
Coding region: 109-1425 (438 amino acids)
Biological process (GO): glycolipid biosynthetic process
Cellular component (GO): membrane
Molecular function (GO): galactosylceramide sulfotransferase activity
Source: RefSeq, a predicted model, not a curated record